Brassica oleracea var. oleracea is the source of this 2991-nucleotide messenger RNA. RefSeq lists its product as uncharacterized. NCBI's taxonomy places the organism in Eukaryota, Viridiplantae, Streptophyta, Magnoliopsida, Brassicales, Brassicaceae. Gene Ontology annotation, molecular function: zinc ion binding; nucleic acid binding. The transcript has a single exon. Bases 1 to 2991 code for a protein of 996 amino acids. The record is from RefSeq and is a predicted model, not a curated record.
AUGAAAAAGGUUAGAUUGGCCGCUGCUGAGUUUGUUGGCUAUGCUAUUAACUGGUAUGAUCAAGUGUUGACUCACAGGAGGAGGAAUGGCGGAGCACCAAUCUUUACUUGGGACGAGCUCUCGGCCAUGAUGAGGAGACGUUUUGUUCUUGAACAUUAUCACCGGGAACUCCAUCAAAAACUCAGACGGUUGCUUCAAGGAACCAAAUCCGUGGAGGACUAUCACCAAGAGAUGGAGAUCUUGAUGCUAAAGGUGGAUGUAGACGAGCCCCUAGACGCCACUAUGGCCAGAUUCCUAUCCAGUCUCAACCGAGAAAUUCAAGAUCAAAUGGAGCUUCAGGAGUAUGUCAGUAUUGAACAAAUGCUACACAACGCCAUUCUGAUCGAACAACAAGUCAAGAGAAAGGGCUACUCUAAACUGGCCUUUGCUCCCAAGCCUAGCCAUCAAGACAAAGGUAAGGCUCGUGUUGACAAAGGCAAAUCAGAUGAGACCAAUAACCGGGCAAGAGACAUUCGGUGUUAUAGAUGUCAAGGCCUUGGCCACUAUGCCAGCAAGUGUCCGAACCAGAAAGUGAUGAUCCUCAUGGAGAAUGGCGAGGUUGAGUCCGAUGAUGAUCAGGACGAUCUAGAGGACAAGGGCGACCACGGUCCUAUCUUUGAUGAGGACAUAGAGUCCUUCGACUACCCACACCAAGGGCCACUUCUAGUUGCCAGGAGAGCCAUGGAUGAAGGCCUUGCUCCGAUCUGUGAAGAACAUUCAGACAAUGAUCUAGAACCGGCCUUUGAUGAGACACUUGAGCCGAUCUAUGAUGAUGAUGAUGGACAUCUCGACUACCCAGCUUACGGUCCACUUCUUGUUACCAGAAGAACAUUAAGUGUUCAACCCAAAACCAAUGAACAAAAACAAAGGGAGAAUCUUUUUCAUUCUCGAUGCUUAGUUUCAGAAAAAGUUUGUUCUUUGAUUAUUGAUGGUGGUAGUUGCACUAAUGUUUCUAGUGAGUCUCUUGUCAGGAAGUUAGGACUCGUGACCAAACCACUUUCCCGACCUCUCAGAUUGGAGUGGUUGAACGACACUGGAGAACAGUACGUCCGGGAACAGGUCGCGGUCCCUCUCACUAUUGGACGAUAUGAGGACGAGGUCCUUUGCAACAAUCUGCCCAUGGACGCAUGCCAUAUUCUGUUAGGACGACCAUGGCAGUUUGACAAAAAGACUAUACAUGACGGAUACACCAACCGCCACUCCUUUGAUCAUAAGGGAAAGAAGAUCACCUUGGUUCCCCUCUCACCGGCCGAAGUCCAUCAAGACCAGCUCCAGCUGAAGAAGAGCCGAGACAAAGAGCCAAAGCCAUCCGAACCUGAGUUAUCUCCUAGGAACUCUAAAUUCUUUAUCAAAGGAAGCCAGGUAAAGAAAUCCUUAUGCUCACAACAGCCGUUUCUUUUGCUUGUUUACAAAGAAACUCUAAUGGCUUCCUCUUCUAACAUUGCACCGGAAAUUCCGAGUGAUCUGAAAGAUGUUUUGCAGGAAUACUCUGAUGUGUUUCCAGAUGAGAAUCCUAAGGGAUUGCCACCAGUCCGAGGCAUUGAACAUCAGAUUGAUUUCGUUCCAGGUGCAUCUCUUCCAAACCGGCCAGCUUACCGAACCAAUCCAGUGGAGACAAAGGAACUUCAAAGACAGAUUGGAGAGCUUCUUGAGAAGGGAUACAUCCGGGAGAGCCUCAGACCUUUUGUUGUUCCUGUUCUCCUUAUUCCCAAAAAGGACGGAUCUUGGCGCAUGUGCGUGGACUGCCGAGCCAUCAACAACAUAACGGUAAAGUAUAGGCAUCCAAUCCCUAGGCUUGAUGACAUGCUUGAUGAGUUGCAUGGUUCCUCUGUGUUUUCUAAAAUUGAUUUGAAAAGUGGUUAUCACCAAAUUCGCAUGAAGGAAGGUGAUGAAUGGAAAACUGCAUUCAAAACUAAACUAGGAUUGUAUGAAUGGCUUGUCAUGCCAUUUGGCCUUACCAAUGCACCUAGUACAUUCAUGCGUUUGAUGAAUCAUAUCUUGCGGUCCUUUAUUGGUCAUUUUGUUGUUGUCUACUUUGAUGACAUUCUCAUUUACAGAAAGAAUCUUGAUGAUCAUAAAUUACAUUUGAAAUCUGUUCUUGAAGUUCUUAGAAGAGAACAUUUGUUUGCUAAUCUUGGUAAGUGUUCUUUUGGGACAGAUCACGUGGUCUUCUUAGGCUCUAUUGUAGGUGCAGAUGGACUCAGAGUGGACGAGGAAAAGAUCAAGGCCAUUCGAGAUUGGCCUAGUCCAACGACCGUGGGCGAGGUGAGAAGCUUUCACGGCCUGGCCGGGUUCUUUCGAAGGUUCGUCCAGAACUUCAGCUCUAUAGCCACCCCUCUUACCGAAGUAAUCAAAAAGAACAUUGGGUUCAAGUGGGAACAAACCCAGGAAGAGGCGUUCCAGAUCCUCAAAGGGAAGUUGACUCAAGCCCCAUUACUUGUUCUUCCUGAUUUCUCUAAAACUUUCAAAAUCCAGUCUUUGAAACAUCUUAAGGGCCAGCAGAAGUUGAACAAAAGACAUGCCCGUUGGGUCGAGUUCAUUGAGACCUUUUCUUAUGUGAUCAAGAACAAGCAAGGCAAGAAAAACGUGGUGGCUGAUACCUUGUCCAGAAGGUAUGUUCUUCUGUCCACUCUUGAGACCAAGUUGCUUGGGUUUGAGUUUAUCAAAGACUUGUAUGCAACUGAUCCAGACAAAAUUUUCAGAAAAUGUUCCAAGGUUGCAUAUGGGAAGUAUUAUCAAAUUUCUGAUUUCUUAUUCUUUGAUAACCGUCUUUGUGUUCCCCAAUGUUCUUUGAGGGAGUUGUUUGUCAGGGAAUCUCAUGGAGGAGGCUUGAUGGGACAUUUCAGGAUCAAGAAAACCUACAAGGUGAUUUAUGAUCACUUCUAUUGGCCGAGUCUGAUGAAAGAUGUGGAGAGGAUAUGCAACCGCUGUGUAGUGUGCAAGAAGGCCUAG